CGAUGGCACACAUGUUUACUACACUCUGACAGCCAUGUUCUUUGACCAAACAGGGUUGCCCUGGGCUUUUCUAGAGGUCAUAACAUUGUCCCAAAGUGCACUUUCACACCCCCCCAUUAGGGAUUUAAAAGCAUUUGAUUGGUGGUUAUGAUGAGCACUAGCCGUAUGCAGCACCACCAACUCUUAGUGAAGUGGUAAAUGGAGAACAGGAGUUCCAAAUCUUAGCCUUUUUUCAAUUGCGAAAUCUACCGCGAAGAGUUUUGAAAUCUGCCACAUCCCCUUUGAAUCAGCCAUUAUUUUUUUUAUGUAGAAUAGCAUGCCCACAUUUAGAAACGAUACGCAACUUAUCCUUUUAUAUAUAAAAUAUGUAGCAUAACUAGCUACAUUUCUUUUGACCACUACACACAUGUAUUUUGGGGAUCUUCCUCUGUAAUUGUAACUUUCCCGAUGACAUGCUAGUGGGACAGGAGAGUCAUUUCAUACAAGCACAUAUGUUUUCUCUACUCCACUAACUUUGACCUUUUCCAAAAGGAGGCGAUGAGAGGACGCAAGGAAUAGAGCAAACCAAUUGAGAUUCUCCCAGUGUGUUUAUGGUGGAGGAAAGCAUGAGAUCUUCAAAGCCUUUGUGAAGGAAUGACUGACCCUUGGACCAAGGCCUGGUUAAAGCCUGUCUCUAACAAUGAUCAGCCAAUGAGAGAGCAGGGGAGCUGAAUGACCCAUGAGUUUAAUUACUGUAUCGGAUACCUGUGUCAAGUAUACGUAUGGACCUAUGUUAUGAUCAUUUGUGUGCCUAUAUGAAUGCAGCUUCUACAAUGUCACGGAGAUCUUGGAUUGAAGAUGCCUUCUGCAAGAGAGCAUGUGGUAAAUUCAUCCCAGCAUGUCGAGACCUACACAGAUGUUUUCCAAUGUGUCAAGUAUGCCAAAACCUAAUAAGAUGCUGCUGUGGACGUCUGGUAGGGGAGCACACCUUGCUGGAGACUGGCCCUUCCAUGUUCAGCUGGCCUGGGCCUGGGACAGGGCAGCAAGAGGAGUGGUCAGUGGAGUGCCACACACAAACCAGUGCCACUGAUGCCUACGGAACCAUUGACUUCCAGGACAGUGCUGGACGUAACUGCCAUGCCAAGUAUGUUCGUGUUGCGGUCGAUUCCAAGGCUGAGGCUCUGCUGCAGCUGAUGCGGAGUGAAUGGCAGAUGGAACGGCCUAAACUACUGCUGACGGUUCAUGGGGGGACAGAGAACUUCCCCCUCCCUCUCAAGGUUAGACAGGCCUUCAGCAAAGGCCUGAUCACAGCAGCCCAGAGCACUGGAGCCUGGAUACUCACAGACGGCAUCAACACAGGUGUGUCCCGGUACGUAGGGGAGGCUGUGAAAACAUAUGGCACCCAUGACCUCAGGAAGAGGAACGCUGUAGGGGUCACGCCCUGGGGUGUAAUUGACAAUCACAGUGACCUUAUAGGGAGAGAUGUGCUCAGGCCCUACCAGCCUCUGGGAAACCCCUUGAGUAAGAGGGUUUGUCUGAACGGCCUGCACUCCCACUUCCUGUUAGUGGACGAUGGAACUCUGGGAAAACAUGGCUGCCAGCUGGGACUGAGGAGGAAGCUGGAGAGGCACAUUCAACUGCAGAAGAUCCACCCUCGGUUUAACCAGGGUGUGCCAGUGGUGUGUGUGGUGGUGGAGGGCGGCCCUGACAUUGUGUCCAUGGUGCUGGAGUACGUGAGCAGUGUGCCCCUGCCUGUGUUUGUCUUCGAGGGAUCAGGUCGGGCAGCUGACCUGCUGGCAUUCUUACACAAACAGACUGCCAUUGACAGGCAGCUGGACACAGACAUCCAGGAGGACUUCCUGCUGAGGAUAGGGGGCAUGUUUGGUCUGGAGAGAGCAGACGCCAGCCAGCUCUACAACCUUCUGAUGGAGUGUAUGGACUACAGACAGUCUAUCACAAUCUUUGACUCGGAAUCUGAGGAUCAACAGGAGGCAGACUGUGCCAUUUUGACGGCCACACUGAAAGGCACCAAGGCGUCUCCUGGGGAACAGCUCAGUACAGCUCUGGCAUGGGACCGAGCAGACAUAGCUAAAAAACACAUCCUUGUGUAUGGCCAGCACUGGCAGGUAGGCUCGUUGGAGCAGGCCAUGCUGGAUGCUCUGGUUAUGGACCGGGUCGGCUUUGUCAAACUGCUGAUCGACAACGGUAUGACCAUGAACCGCUUCCUGACCGUGUCACGCCUGGAAGAACUAUAUAACACGCAGCAGGGACCAACAGACAAUUUUCUCCAUAUUCUCGUGGAAGAUGUGAAACAGACCCAUAUACCUAAAGGAUACAGAGUCUCCCUCAUAGAUGUGGGGCAGGUAAUCGAGUAUCUGAUAGGAGGAGCCUAUCGGAGCACAUACACACGGAAACACUUCAGGGCCCACUAUAACCUCCUAUAUGCCCAUUGCAAGGAGACUGGACGGGAUAGUUCAGGACCCCUUAACAAAAAGAGGAGGGCAGACUGCACCCUUCACCCGCACCAAAGCCCAAACAGUAGUCCAUCAAGGCCACCCUUCUUCCGCACUGCUCAGCCCUAUAAACGCAAGGAAAGAUCCAUGGUGCUCAGGGACCUGAAGGUGGCCCAGCAGCAGAGCUCCGAGCUGGGUGACUCUCCACUGUUUGUUUACAACUUCAAUGACCUGUUUGUGUGGGCUGUGCUGCAGAGGCGGCAGCAGAUGGCGCUGUUCCUGUGGCAGCACGGGGAGGAGGCCAUGGCCCGGGCUACAGUGGCCUGUAAACUGUACCGUGCCAUGGCCUACGAGUUUCGGCAGAGCAACAUGGAUGAGACCACGGGGGAGCAGCUCAAAACCUACUCUAUGGACUUUGGUCAGCUGGCGGUGGACGUGCUGGAUCGUGCCUUCAGACAGAACGAGCGCAUGGCCAUGAAACUGCUGACUUCGGAGAUGGAGGCCUGGAGCCACUUCACCUGUCUGCAGAUGGCUGUGUCCUCCCGGCUCCGCCCCUUCGUCUCCCACUCCUGCACCCAGAUGCUGCUCACCGACCUGUGGACCGGCCGCCUCAACAUGAGGAAGAACUCCUGGUUUAAGAUCAUCCUGAGCAUCCUCAUGCCCCCUGCCAUCCUGCUAUUGGAGUUUAAGAGCCAGGCAGAGAUGUCCCAUGUCCCCCAGUCCCAGGAGGCUUUGCAGUUUGGUUGGGACACAGGAAGACCAGAGGCAGCCCAGGAGGGGGGGCAUACGGAUGGCCACGAUGCGGAGAAGGGAUCAGCGUGGUGGGAGAGUUGCUCAGCCCCCGAAGCUGACACAAUCACACCUGUUACCACCCAGUGUUUCUUCUGGACCACGAGGCUGUACGAUUUCUACACCGCCCCUGUCGUCAAGUUCUGGUUCCACACGAUGUCCUACCUGGCCUUUCUCAUGCUGUUCUCCUACACUGUUUUGGUAAAGAUGGAGGACCGGCCCAGCACUCAGGAGUGGCUGGUCAUUGCGUAUAUUAUAUCCACUGCUGUGGAGAAAACAAGAGAGGUGUUCAUGUCAGUGCCGAGGAAACCCAGUCAAAAGCUGAAGGUGUGGUUUGGAGAGUACUGGAAUGUGACUGACUUCCUGGCCAUCGUCCUCUUCCUGGUGGGGCUGGGGCUACGCUGGGACAGCGGGUCCUACCGGACGGCAGGGCGGAUCACCUACUGCCUGGACAUCAUCUUCUGGUAUGUUCGGGUGCUGGACCUGCUGGCCGUCAACCAGCAUGCCGGGGCCUACCUCACCAUGAUCACCAAGAUGACUAGUAACAUGUUCUACAUUGUGGUGAUGAUGGCGAUUGUGCUGCUGAGUUUCGGCGUGUCCAGGAAGGCCAUCUUGUCUCCAGACGAAGCUCUGUCAUGGAGCCUGCUCAGAGAUGUAGUCAACCAGCCGUACUGGAUGAUGUUUGGAGAAGUGUACGCAGGCGAAAUAGACACCUGUGCAGGUGACACGCCGUGUGUCCCCGGUGCCUUCCUCACCCCCUUCCUCCAGGCCGUCUACCUCUUCUUCCAGUACAUCAUCAUGGUCAACAUCCUCAUUGCCUUCUUCAACAAUGUCUACUUUGACAUGAAGUCCAUAUCCAAUAAGCUGUGGAAGUACAACCGCUACCGUUAUAUCAUGACCUAUCAGGAGAAGCCGUGGCUGCCCCCGCCCCUCAUCAUCCUGAGUCACAUGACCCUGUGUGUGACUGCCAUUUACCAGAAACACAGAGGCUUGUCCGAGCAGGAGACGGACUCCUGUGGGCUUAAGCUUUACCUGGGCCAAGAGGAGCUGAAGAGGCUGCAUGAGUUUGAGGAGAGGUGUUUGGUGUCGUAUUUCCACGAGAAAAACCAAGAUGUUCUCUGCAGCCAGAUAAACAGGGUACGAGCCACUGCAGAAAGGGCUGAGGAGAUGGGUGUGGUUAUGCGCGAGGUGUCGGACAGGGUCCACUUCAUCCAGGAUACCCUGCAGGUGUUGGACAGCCAGCUGGGUCAGCUGCAGGACCUGUCCGCCCUGGCCGUGGACACUCUCACCCUCCUAUCGGCCUCCGAUAGCCUGCAGCAGGAGGAGGCCCGCCUAGGCCACUGCCGGCCAAUAACCCCCUCCCGUCACCAUGUCCCCCACAGCUGGACCCUCCCCCACGGAGGUGGAGGCAGUGUUGACAUCAUGCCCUGCCACACCCCUAGGGCCUACCGCAGCACACCACCCUCCCUGCUGUGGGGCCACACCCCCUCCCGCAGCCAACGCCCGUCACUGGAGUGGCACAGUGAGGCCUGGGGGGGCGGCGACCAUGGAGGGCAGGGGGCUGGUGAGUCGUGUGUGCCUUCCCGCUGUGGCUCUCCUCCGUACCCUUCGGCCUUGGCUAUAGACAGUUCUCUGGAACGCCCCCACAGCAAACCCAGGGUCUGCUGUGACCCUGAGAUGUCCAUGGAAAAGGAAGGGGAGGAGUUUGGGAAGUCCUUUGAUGUGAAUAUGUCCAGGGCCUCUAGUCAUGCCUUCCUGUUGUCGGACACCCAGGAUGAGAGAGGCUGUGGGGCCAGGGGUUUGGUGAACCCCGCCUUCUGUAAGGACGACGACCCUGGGGCAGUUCACUCCAGACGGGGCCAGUGGGGCAGGAAGCGUCCUCACCGGUGGGCGGGUCUGUCCAGGGACCGGCCCUACAGUCACAGCCGCUCUCUCUCCUCUAGCAUGGAGAACAUGGCUCUCUCUGGUGUCCCCCUGAGCCAUCUACAAGCCUCCUUCCCCACCCUCGAUUGCCUGUCGGAGGGGGGAAGAUUCACAGCUGACAUACCCCUUGGCUGCAGUAAAAGCAGAGAGUGGUCCAACUGGUUUGAUCUGGCAGUGACCUCAGGGAGCAGAGAGAGGUGUCAGGGCAGGAAGACAGUCAAGAUCCUGGAGGAGAGUUCUUCAGACGCUGGGAAAGAGGUGGACUCAUACCUCUCCGACGUGUGCAGAAAGAGGAGGCGCAGGGGAGGAGAGCCUGUGUGCUGGUCUGCCUCUGCCAGCCCCAACCCACUCAAUUCUGAACCCAUGGAUUCAUUGCAGAAAGUAGCUUUUUCACAUCAGGACUCCAGUCAGUCCGUGUGGACCAGCUGGGCCUGCUCUGUCAGCUGCAGGUCCUCAGGGCGAAGUGGGAUCGCACGUGAAGAAGACCUGGACCCACACUACUCAGCCAUGGAAAGGAACAACCUGAUGAGGCUUGCUCACACCAUACCUUUCACACCUGUCUCCAUAAUGGCGGGAGAGGAGGUGAGUGUCUACACCCUGGAGGAGGUGGAGGCUGCAGGCCCGGAGUCCUCCAUAUCCUACUGGUCAUCCAAGGGGCUGUCUGCGAUGCUGCAGCCGCUGUCCAGCGAGGGCUGUCCAGAUGGGGGGCUGCGCAGGGCCAAGCUCGUACUUUGCACCUGGGCCGAGAGGGAUGUCCUGAGGGUGGGCUGCGUAUAUGUGGUCAAAGCAAUCCAGCCCGAUGUGGUCUGCACCUGGCAGAGGGUCUUCCACAGCGACACCACCCUCCAACUCUGUCUGCGGGAGAUACAGCAACAGAGAGCUGCUCAGAAACUCAUGCAUGUGUUCAACCAAGUAAAACCAGAAAACAUGCCUCAUUCUCCAAGGUUCCUGGACAUGUCUCUUCUUCACUGGCACUCAGACGGCCAGUGGUUGACCAUCGAGAGGAACAUGACGGGAGAUUUCAGGAAGUACAAUAAUAACACAGGAGAGGAGAUCGCCCCCUGCUGUGGGAUGGAGGAAACGCUCCUGGCCUUCUCCCACUGGACCUACCAAUACUCCUGCAGGGAACUGCUGGUGUUGGACUUACAGGGAGUGGGAUCGGAGCUUACAGACCCAUCGGUCAUCCGAGCAGAAGACAAAAGCUCGAGUGAUGACAUGGUGUUUGGUCCUUCUAACCUGGGAGACGCUGCCAUCCACAGCUUUGUCAUCAAGCACACCUGCAACUCCUGCUGCGAGAACCUCGGACUCCCAGAUUUGAGGAGGAGCACGGACAUCCACGGGAAAACAGAACACAGGCCUUUUGAAAAGGACAGUGGAUUGAUCAUGACUAGGAUGUAACCUCUGAUCCGGAAGCAGAAGUACGCCAUCCUAACCUCUGGUUCAGGUGGGAUGAAGUUGCCCUUAAAGCAUAGACACUGAUUUAAUGUCACUUUUGUGUUUUCCUCCCCAAAUGGUUAUGGUUAGGAUCUGGAGAAGCUAAGCGGAUCCAGAGGUGUACAAGGGUAACUUCUACCAGGAAGGAAAGCACUCACUUGGUUGGUUUGAAUGGAUAGUGUACAUUGUGUAGCUUUAUGUGGACUAAAUCUUGUGUUAGAUGUCUGGUAGGGCUUUUGUUGUAACAGCGGUUUACAUUGCAGAAGUCUCAGCAGCAAGCCAGAUGCUGUAGUCUUGCAUUCAUUCAGCCUAUGGAGUGCAUAGUGGAGGGAGGCCGCAGUGCCUGGUUAAUUUUGAAAUGAGCACCACUUUUAUGAUCUUUUCAUAUCAUCUGAGGAAUGUUUAUACCAGAUGUCAUGUUUUUAUCUGUUUGCAUAACCGUUUUUAUGGUGAAAUACCAGCUAUUAUGGCAGCCAUUUUGAAUGUUCACAAUAACUCACCUUCCUAGUUAAGUUUCAAACGGGCAGAUCUUCUGGGAUGUUUUCAGAUCCCCUGAGGAAAUGUCUGUCUGUCUGUCUGUCCAUCCCAUUCUGAAAUGUCAUGCUUAUAUCUGCUUCAAAAUGUUUUUAAUUUAAAAAAAAAAUUUAAGGUCCCAGACUAUUAGGGUAUUUCAAGUGUUAUACUCUUGACAUCAUUUUCUUACCAAACACAGUCUGGUUUAUUUAAUCUUAUACACAUUCACAGCUAAAAGCUGAACGACAAGCGUAGCAAGGAAAAGCUGUAUUUAAGUGAAAUGUUGAAACCCUUGAAAGGAAACCUUUCACAUGGACCAUGUUCUUCAGGCUGGGCUCAAAACUAAAUGUUAAACAAAACUUUAUUGAGAACAAAUUAUUCAUCAGAGUCAAAACUACAAUCUGGGAUUUGUUUUUCAGCAAAACAUCCCCUCUCAAUUUCAUCAAAUAUAUAUUUUCCUGUUUUCAAACACUGUGAAAUCAUAUUUUUGUAUUUAGCAAUACUCAAAUAUAUUGUUAUGCUGAUUAUGUUACAAGUGAUUACAAAACUAGAAUUAAGCAUCGACACAGCUGGACUGAAGCAUGGCUUAUGUUAUGGCUUAAAUUCAGAAUGAGAAGCUAAUAGAAGAAUAACUAAAUCUGGUCUCUUGGUGGUUGGAAUUCACACUGCUCAGACUCAGAAUUCACACUGCUCAGACUCAGAAUUCACACUGCUCAGACUCAGAAUUCACACUGCUCAGACUCAGAAUUCACACUGCUCAGACUCAGAAUUCACACUGCUCAGACUCAGAUUAUUCACACUGCUCAGAGUCAGAUUAUUCACACUGCUCAGACUCAGAAUUCACACUGCUCAGACUCAGAAUUCACACUGCUCAGACUCAGAUUAUUCACACUGCUCAGAGUCAGAUUAUUCACACUGCUCAGACUCAGAUUUCACACUGCUCAGACUCAGAUUAUUCACACUGCUCAGACUCAGAUUAUUCACACUGCUCAGACUCAGAUUAUUCACACUGCUCAGACUCAGAAUUCACACUGCUCAGACUCAGAUUAUUCACACUGCUCAGACUCAGAUUAUUCACACUGCUCAGACUCAGAUUAUUCACACUGCUCAGACUCAGAUUAUUCACACUGCUCAGAAUCAGAUUAUUCACACUGCUCAGACUCAGAUUAUUCACACUGCUCAGACUCAGAUUAUUCACACUGCUCAGACUCAGAUUAUUCACACUGCUCAGACUCAGAUUAUUCAAAUCAUCACAAUGGAUCUUUGUUGUUGUUGUUGCUAUAGUCCUUCACCUAAAGAGCAGUUCUGAAGAGUAUCUAACCCUUAAAAUGCCAGUUUGUUUGUCCACAAAAACUCUACAUAAAUGCACGUGUGUGUGUGUGCGUGCGUGUGUGUGCGUGCAUGCGUGCGUGCGUGCGCAGUACAAUGGAAAAAGAACGAGCCAGAAAUACAUCCAUAAAAUUUCCUUUAUUUUUCUUCCCACAAAGAAAUGUCUACAAAAGCGAUAAAAUAUAGAAUUUAACAAAACUCACUUCAGACCUUGACUUGUUUAUUUACAUCUCGAAGGAGGAGACACUGAGAUACCUCAGGACAACUCAGAACUUUGACACAACUGGAUCAUCAAAGCUCUUAAUUUAUGACGCACACACACACACACACACACACACACACACAGGUCUACAUGUGAGGUUCGGGGACAUAAAGCUGUGUCAAAGUUCUGAUGUUCGAUCCGACUCACGAAGUGAAAAAUGCAAACAAACAAACAAUUCAAUGUAAUCAAAUACACACUUGCCUCAAAAUUCCCCUUUUUGAUUGGUUCUCAAGUAAACUCACACAGUAAAGAAACUAUUUCCCAUUUCACUAAUCCAGCAACCUCCUCUCUAACUAUGGCACUUGAAAAAACAUUAAUUUUUUUUGUUUUAGUUAGUCCGUUUAAAAAAGUGUUUGUACCCCAAGUACCUUUUUUAAGGGUUUUGGUCACAGUUGCUGCACUUACUGUACUUUACUUUCUCAUCAUGGGACGCAAGGACAUUCUAAUGAAUAAAUAAAACAUGUUUAACACUA
Oncorhynchus nerka (sockeye salmon) is the source of this 9155-nucleotide messenger RNA. RefSeq names its product transient receptor potential cation channel, subfamily M, member 6 (gene trpm6). NCBI's taxonomy places the organism in Eukaryota, Metazoa, Chordata, Actinopteri, Salmoniformes, Salmonidae. The record is from RefSeq and is a predicted model, not a curated record. Gene Ontology annotation, cellular component: plasma membrane; apical plasma membrane. Gene Ontology annotation, molecular function: protein serine/threonine kinase activity; ATP binding; monoatomic cation channel activity. Gene Ontology annotation, biological process: protein phosphorylation; metal ion transport; monoatomic cation transmembrane transport.